Messenger RNA from Stegastes partitus (bicolor damselfish), 2191 nucleotides. RefSeq names its product leucine zipper transcription factor-like 1 (gene lztfl1). The record is from RefSeq and is a predicted model, not a curated record. Gene Ontology annotation, biological process: negative regulation of protein localization to cilium. Gene Ontology annotation, cellular component: cytoplasm. The coding region runs from base 273 to 1169 and encodes 298 amino acids. The transcript is spliced from 10 exons. Lineage: Eukaryota; Metazoa; Chordata; Actinopteri; Pomacentridae.
UUCUCAAGGCAAACACUAGCUGGGUAGCUAAGCUAGCAGAUCUGCUAGAUAAUCUUAUAGCUAUGAUAUAACCUCAGUUUAGCCUCUUCGCCGACUUUAUUAUAAGUGCAAGGGAGUUUAUUAGAACCCUCGACUCCAGAAUAUCACCUCUGGCUUCCAGUCUGCUCCCUGCGUGGCCUAAAUUAGAGGCAGAAACAUCCAUUUUUCCUUUGGAUCAGCUCAGUCUACAGGCUAGCUAAUUUAGUUACGUUAACGUUAGCGCCACAGCCACCAUGGCUGAAUUUGGGUUUAAUGAACACCAUCAGAAUGAAGUCAUCAAUUACAUGCGAUUUGCACGUUCGAAGAGGGUCCUGAGGCUCAAAACUAUUGACUCAUGCUUUGAGGAGCUUAAAGAUAGCAGGCUUGUAGAGGAAACAUUCACAGUGGACGAGGUGAGGGAGAUGCUGGAUGGGCUGCAGGUGGUGGUGCGUGGGGAGGUGGAGAUGGAGCUCAUCAACACAGCCCACACCAAUGUGCUGCUGCUCAGGCAGCUCUUCUCUCAGGCUGAGAAGUUUUACCUACGGCUGCAGAGCGACAUCUCAGAGCUGGAGAACAGGGAGCUGUUAGAGCAAGUGGCUGAAUUUGAGAAGACUGACUUUAAAGCCACCGAUAAGAUAAACCAGGAACCAAGCAAACCCAAGUUGGCACCGCUGAAUGAAGGCGGGGUGUCUGAACUCCUUAACAAGGAGAUAGCGAGACUACAGGAGGAAAAUGACAAGCUAAAAGCCAGACUCCGGACUAUAGAAACCCAGGCCAUGAGUGCACUAGAUGAGAAAACCAAGGCAGAAAGAGCUCUAAAAGACCUUCAGAAGGUGCAAGGUGAUCAGCAGCUGGCCGCUCAAUCCCAGGAGAUCAGCAGUCUAGAGGACACAGUCGCCGCUCUGAAAGAGGACUAUGAAAGGUCUCUCAGUGCCAACGUUGCAUCCCAGAAGGAUUUGCAGGAGAACCUGAUCUCUGCCAAACAUGAGCUUCUGCGAGUGCAGGAGCAGUUGUCCCUGGCAGAGAAGGAGCUGGAGAAGAAGUUCCAGCAAACUGCAGCCUACCGCAACAUGAAAGAGAUCCUAACCAAGAAGAACGAGCAGAUUAAAGAAAUUAGAAAACGAUUGCAAAGAUAUGAGCCCAAUGAAUGAGUUCUACCUAAGACAGCUGGUUUGACAGAUGUCCACAGGGUAAGACAGGACCAAAAUUUACAACUGUGGUUUGGACAGGAAACCGUCAGUUCCACUGCUGUGAGACAAGAGAGACAGAAAAAAGCACUUCCACAAGGAAUUGUUUAUUCACGCUUUAUCUGGCAUCUUCAGUAGUUAUUGGCUUUAGUAAAGAGCAGGAGCGGGGAGGUUGGCAGCACACACAACUGAACACACAAAUGAAAUAGUGACCGCCGUGCUUUUUUUCUACGUCUCAAUUUGGAGCUCACUUACAGUAGCUAGCAGACUUCCCUCAGUGCUCUAUGCAAUUACUAACACGUCCCUGUUUGAAGAGGCCUUGUCCGUUUGCUGAACUGGGCAAAUAUGUACUGUCUGCCUGAAGCUUUGCAGUCUUAUUUAUCAGAUGGUUACAGGUAAUAUUUAGCCUUCUAAUACUGGGUAAUUGAUUACUGAUGUUUUGCUGAUCGGUCUUAAUUUUAGCUGCCCCUUUUGUUGACAAAAUCCAAUCAUGAUUGAGUUAGCUCCAAGCUAUUUUCUUUAUUAUAGUGAACAGCUUAGUAAAAAAUAAAAAUAAAAAAGUAUUUUUUCUUGACCCCUGAGGUCAUUAUUGCUUUAAUUUCUUACCUAAACAUUUAAUAGCAUUUCAGACAAAAAUAUUUCCCAUGACCUGACAUUGUAUGAAAGCCAGAUCAUUGGAAAUAUUGCAAAAUGUAUUACUUUUUUUUUCUGCUCUUGCAUAUUGAAUGACAUGGAUAGUGAUCUAGAAUGAUUUCCCUACUUCCCUACACAAAGGGCAUAGAAUAUUUUUGUGUGGAAUCUUUAACUGUGUACUUUUCGUAUUGCUGUGGGUGAUGGAGUGUAAGAGAAAAAGAAAAUCAAUAUAUACAUGAUGUUCAUGAAGUAAUGCUCUUGUAGAGUAUGAUACAUCUACCCUAUAUUACAAUAGAUGUGCAUUUGUUUGUAUUGUGCAAAGUAUGGGGUAAUAAAAGCUGUUACCAAACAUA